Messenger RNA from Suncus etruscus (white-toothed pygmy shrew), 1931 nucleotides. RefSeq names its product protein inhibitor of activated STAT 4 (gene PIAS4). The record is from RefSeq and is a predicted model, not a curated record. The transcript is spliced from 11 exons. Lineage: Eukaryota; Metazoa; Chordata; Mammalia; Eulipotyphla; Soricidae. Gene Ontology annotation, biological process: regulation of transcription by RNA polymerase II; protein sumoylation. Gene Ontology annotation, molecular function: zinc ion binding; transcription coregulator activity; SUMO ligase activity. Bases 14 to 1618 code for a protein of 534 amino acids.
GCUGGUGGCCAAGAUGGCGGCGGAGCUGGUGGAGGCCAAAAACAUGGUGAUGAGUUUCCGAGUCUCGGACCUGCAGAUGCUUCUGGGCUUUGUGGGCCGCAGCAAAAGCGGCCUCAAGCACGAGCUGGUGACGCGGGCGCUGCAGCUGGUGCAGUUCGACUGCAGCCCGGAGCUCUUCAAGAAGAUCAAGGAGCUGUACGAGACUCGUUAUGCCAAGAAACAGGCCGACCCGGGGCCCCCCCAGCAGCCGCCCCCGCCGCCCCAGCCCGCCACCGCACCGCCUCGGCCCCUCGAUGGCCUGGCCGCCGUCCACGCUGCCGCCGCCUACGAGCGCGAGCCCCGGGCCGGCGCGGGGGCCCGGACGCCCCUGGCUGGCCCCAACCUGGACUUCCCGGUGCUCUACGGCAAGUACCUCAACGGACUGAGCCGCCUACCCAAGGCCCUCAAGCCUGAGGUGCGCCUGGUCAAGCUGCCGUUUUUCAACAUGCUGGACGAGCUGCUGAAGCCCACCGAGCUGGUCCCACAGAGCAGCGAGAAACUGCAGGAAAGCCCGUGCAUCUUCGCCCUGACGCCGCGCCAGGUGGAACUCAUCCGGAAUUCCAGGGAGCUGCAGCCUGGAGUCAAGGCCGUGCAGGUGGUCUUGAGGAUUUGCUACUCGGACGCUAGCGGCCCCCAGGAAGACCAGUACCCCCCCAACAUCGCCGUGAAGGUCAACCACAGCUACUGCUCCGUCCCGGGUUACUACCCGUCCAACAAGCCGGGCGUGGAGCCCAAGCGGCCUUGCCGCCCCAUCAACCUCACCCACCUCAUGUACCUGUCCUCAGCCACCAACCGCAUCACUGUCACCUGGGGCAACUAUGGCAAGAGCUACUCGGUGGCGCUGUACCUGGUGCGGCAGUUGACCUCAUCCGAGCUGCUGCAGCGGUUAAAGACCAUUGGAGUGAAGCACCCCGAGCUGUGCAAGGCACUGGUCAAAGAGAAGCUGCGCCUGGACCCCGACAGCGAGAUUGCCACCACAGGCGUGCGAGUAUCCCUCAUCUGUCCGCUGGUGAAGAUGCGGCUAUCGGUGCCCUGCCGGGCAGAGACCUGUGCCCACCUGCAGUGCUUCGACGCUGUCUUCUACCUUCAGAUGAAUGAGAAGAAGCCCACCUGGAUGUGCCCUGUGUGUGACAAACCUGCGCCCUAUGACCAGCUCAUCAUAGACGGGCUCCUCUCCAAGAUCCUGAGCGAAUGUGAGGACGCUGAUGAGAUCGAAUACCUGGUGGACGGUUCGUGGCGCCCGAUCCGGCCCGAGAAGGAGCGAAGCUGCAGCCCACAGUGCUCCAUCUUGGUGCUUGGCAACUCGGAUGCCAACAGGCUCCUGGCUGCCCCCAGCAUGAACGGCAGCGGUGGAGGUGGCAGCACGGCGGGGGCGCUCGGGGGCGCCGGCGGAGGUGGCCCGGGGGGUGGCCCCGAGAAUGGCAAGGCCAGCGCUGACGUGGUAGACCUGACGCUGGACAGCUCGUCGUCCUCUGAGGACGAAGACGAGGAUGAGGAAGACGACGAGGAUGAGGACGACGAGGGGCCGCGGCCUAAGCGCCGCUGCCCGUUCCCCAAGGGGCUGGUGUCGGCCUGCUGACCGGCUGCUGGCCUCCGGACCCCUCUUCCAGGUGCUCUCCCGGGAGCGAGCGCGGAGAUCGAAGGAGCGCACGGACAGACGGACGGACGCACUAACGCACACUGGCAGGGCUGCAAGGCGGGCCUCGGGGCACAGGAGCAGGAGCCAACCUGACCCUUGUCGUCACCACCGUCCGUUGGACCGAUCCUUUUUCCAGGGCACCCCUUUUCCCCCAGCGCCCAGCGCCUGCAGCACCUAGACUGUGCAAUGGGAGGAUCAAAGGAAAAAAAAAAAGACAAAAACACACACAGACACAGGCAAAACAACAAAAAAU